Molecule: messenger RNA, 2838 nt
Organism: Rhodotorula toruloides NP11
Lineage: Eukaryota; Fungi; Basidiomycota; Microbotryomycetes; Sporidiobolales; Sporidiobolaceae
Exons: 11
Coding region: 1-2838 (945 amino acids)
Source: RefSeq, a predicted model, not a curated record
AUGACCACACAGGACAUCCUCCCACUCGUACCCGCGACACUCCCCGUCGUCGUACUCGACUGCCUCCUCCGCUCUCUCACCCACACCAACCCAACCCGCCGCCGAUCAGCCCUCGUCCUCUUUGUCCUCCUCCUGAUCCUCUCUUCCCGCUCGCUCUUCUCCCUCCAUGCGCGCCUGAACCCGCCCAUCGUCACCCAACCCUCGCCCUACGACCUCGAAGACUCCCUCGCGCGAACCUACGUCCCCUCCGCUCCAACAGCCCAGCAACAAGCGAACCACGCGCGCCUCUCGUCGCUCAUCUCGUUCCGCAAAUCAGCCUACUCGCACACGCGAUUCACCCGCUCUGCACUCAGGGGCGAUGGCUCACCCGUCGUGGGCGUCACGGCGGUUGUGUUGCAUUGGAAGCGCAGGAGGGGGCUCGAGUUGGUCUUGAGGCAUAUCGCAAGGUAUCCGUUCAUUCGGGAGAUUAUCGUGUGGAACAACAGGCCUGGGGUCGACUUGACCAAGGAGGACUUUCCGAUUCUCCCUCCGCCCGACUCGACCCUCCCGCCCGCCUCGUUGCGGAUAGUCAACUCCCCCUCGAACGUCCACGACGCAGGCAAACACCUCGCUUGCUCGAUGGCGACCUACUCGCACUGCUACUUCAACGACGACGACUGGCUCAACGUGUACAUGGACACGACGUAUUCCAAGUAUUUGGAGUGUUGUGCGGGACAGGGCGUAACGGGCGGAAGCGAGGGAGGGAGGAUUUCGAGCAACACGCUGCCGAUCAUCCACCUCGAGCACCGGCGAUGGCGGUUCGCGAACCCCGACAUCGACCUCCACACGGGCUUCACCUGGCUCGGCACCGGCUCCUUCGCCCCUCGCUCCCUCUCGACCCGCUUCCUAACCCAACAAUCCGUCUCCCCCGUCCCCCUCUCGCGCGGCCAGUCCCUGACAGUCGACAUGUUUUUCUCGCUGUGGGCGAAUACCUACCCGGAGCAGAUGCCGAAUGAGCUCGUGGCUGUUGAUGUCGAGGGAGGAGAGGUGGGGUGGAGUAGAGGAGAGGGAGUGGAUCAGUGGGCUGUCGUCUACUCAAAUAUCCGCACCGCCCUCCGCACCCUUUCCCUCACACUCUCACUCUCCACCACCUCCUCUUCUCACCCCUUGACACCCCACCCCUUCCCCCUCGCUCCACCCCCAGCCGAGUCCCUAACCCGCGCACCAUGCGCCAACGACGCCUGCUUGUUCGUCACCAGUCUCACGCCCUUCCCAGGGCCAGAAGAGCUGGCGGAGUCGUAUGCGGAGACGCGCGCGGGAGAAUGGGAGCGCAGGGGGUGGUUCGCGCGAGGGAAGGGGGACGAGGAAGCCGGGGAGUUUGAGCGGGUUAUGCGAAGGUUGGGAGUCGAGCGCCAGAGCGGACGGGACGAGCGGAGUGUGUUUGACCCCCUCGCGCGGGGGUGGAGCGUGAAGGAACAUGAGGCGCGAUUUAACGCGCUUGGAGCAGGAGGAGGAGGAGGGAGGGUUGGGUUCCCGGAUGAGCAGUGGUGGGUCAGGAACGGGAGUUGGCAUCUUGCGGUUGAUGGGAGGGGGACGGAGACGUGUUGGGAGAGUUUCAGGCCCCCCGAAGCAGACGACCACUUUGGCCUGACGCUCGUCACGCCACGCGUCGUCAAGGACCUCACGCUGACCGGCUCGCUGGACUUGGCGAAUGUGGUUGGGUGGGAAGACGUGACGAGCGGGAGCGAGAGUUGGGAGGUGUUUUGUGUCAGAGGGGAUGGGACGGGUGGAUGGGAACCGCGCUCGCUUCUCUCGGCACCUCGGAUCGUCCCCCUCGACGCUUCCACCCUCUCCGUGACCAUCUCGCUCGAACCGAUUCUCACGCCCACGACCUACGCCCUCGAAAACGAAGGCAACAUCGAAGUUGACGAAGAGGGGCGCGAGGUGGCGAUUCGCAAGAUCAAGCUUCACCGCGCACCGCCUCGUCCUCGUCUCGCUCGCUCCUCUUUUGCUCUCCUCUCGUCCACAUCGCUCAUCGCCAUGCUCGCACGCACUGCCAUCGCACUCACCGCCGCACUCGCAGCCACAGGCGCACACGCUCAGUCCGCGUCGUCGCUCCUGAACGGCCUCUCGUCUCAGUGCACCUCCGCCGCAACCUCCCUCCUCGGCAGCGACUUUGCCUCCUGCUCGCAACUGAGCGGGCUCCUGUCCGUGGUGACUGCAUCAGGCAGCGUCGUCGACCCGAUCAACAACUGGCUUGGAUCGGUCUGCUCGGCAUCCAACUGCUCGACUGCCGCGAUUCAGAACGCCACAAGCGUCAUUGACAACGGCUGUUCGAGCGAGUUGAGCUCCGGUCAGGCCAUUGUGACGACCGCCCGCGCCGUCGUCGCCAACUUCAACGCCGUCAAGGAGGGCAUCUGCCUCCAGUACAGCUCGAACAGCACCUUCUGCAUCACCUCGCUCCUUCAGAACGUCCAGUCCGCGACCGGCCAGCAAAUCUCCCUCUCGACCCUCACCUCCCUCAGCGCCAGCACGCUCCAGUCCAUCCCGUCCUCGUCAGUCUGCACCGACUGCGCCCACGGACUCGUCACCAAGCUCGGGUCGGCCUUGUCGAACGGCACGUCGUCCUCGACCGAAUCGUCCGUCUUUGGCGCCAUCUCGUCGUACUGCGGAUCGAGCUUUGCGGACGGCCAGGUUCCGUCAACGCUCAAGGAGGCCAGUUCGUCAAACAGCUCGUCGAGCGGAAACUCGGCUGUCGACUCAAAGUCGCUCAGCGGGGCUGUCUCGCUCGGCGCUGGAUCGUGGAAGGCUGCGGGCGCGGCGCUCGCCGGCGUUGCGGGCCUCGUUGCGCUUGCUUGA